Messenger RNA from Verticillium dahliae VdLs.17, 954 nucleotides. RefSeq lists its product as uncharacterized. The transcript is spliced from 4 exons. Lineage: Eukaryota; Fungi; Ascomycota; Sordariomycetes; Glomerellales; Plectosphaerellaceae. The record is from RefSeq and is a predicted model, not a curated record. Bases 1 to 954 code for a protein of 317 amino acids.
AUGGCACACAAGAAAAUCAUCGCUGUUGUCGGAGCCACUGGCGCUCAGGGCGGUGCCGUUGCUGCCGUCUUCCUCAACGACCCGCUCCUACGCCACGAGUGGACGGUUCGCGCCGUGACUCGAGAUCCAGCCAAAGACAGGGCACAGAAGCUCAAGCAACAAGGUGCCGACGUGGUGGCGGCCGACUUGAACGACAAAGCCUCGCUUGUGAGGGCCUUCGCUGGAGCUACGGCAGCGUUUGGCGUCACCAACUACUGGGAAACCCUGAGCAUCGAUACCGAGAUCCAACAGGGCAAAAACCUUGUCGAUGCCGCGAAGGAAUCUGCUGUUUCUCAUUUCAUCUGGAGCUCUCUGCGCAAUGUCAAGAAGCUGACACAGGGAAAACUCGCCCACGUCCAUCAGUUCGACGGCAAGGCCGAGGUUGAGGAAUACGCCAGACAAGUCGGCAUUCCAGCCACAUUCUUCCUUCCGGGGAUAUACAUGGACUCUCUCGCCCAGUCUUUCAGACAGAACGCGCCGGGGAGUCCUUGGGUAUUUUCCCUGCCGAUGCCUGAGACCGCGCCUCUUCCCCUGUUCGAUGUUCGCAAUACUGGGCUCUGGGUCAAGGCGAUUGUGCGAAAGCGAGACCAGCUCCUGGGAAAGCGUGUACUCGGCGCUACGAAGUAUACAACUCCUGCGGAACUCGUAAGUGAGUUCACGCAGGCGUUCCCCGAGGCCGGCAAGGCAGCCAGCUUCUUCAGUAUGCCGCAUGAAAUGUUCCUACAGGUGGUCCAAGACGUCAUGGGGUUGCCGGACUGGGCAGCGGAAAGCAUCUUAGAGAUGAUGCGCCUUGUUAAUGAGGGUGGAUACUUCGGUUUUGAAUCGUUGAGUGAGAGUCUCGCGGUGCUGGAGGACGAACCGACGGCGUGGGUGGACUUUUUGAAGAGGAACGAGGCUUUUAAGGAUCUUAAGUAA